Trypanosoma conorhini is the source of this 1968-nucleotide messenger RNA. RefSeq lists its product as uncharacterized. Bases 1 to 1968 code for a protein of 655 amino acids. The transcript has a single exon. Lineage: Eukaryota; Euglenozoa; Kinetoplastea; Trypanosomatida; Trypanosomatidae. The record is from RefSeq and is a predicted model, not a curated record.
AUGAGCCAGUGGCGUUGCACUGUCUGCGUUGCUUGGCCAGCUGCCUGUGUGGCGGCAGCUACGCUGACGCCGCCUUCCUCCUUGACGCGCGGACGUGUCCGUCCUUGGCGUGCCUGCCGCCAGCGGCCGGCGGGCCGGCGGCGGGGGACUGGACUGCAGCGGCUCCUCCUGCGCAUUGUCGCACUUCGGCUUCUGCCAAGCACCACCGACGUCAUUCAGCUGGGUUGGAGGGCGACUUUGCACGCGUCGGGGGCCGCCCCAGGCGCCCCGUCCUCGCUGAGGCCGACGUAUUCCACCCGCACGCACGUCGUUGUGCGGCUCGCGUCCGGAAGACACCUUUCUGCGUGGGCGUACGGCGAGGUGGGGCUGCGGCUGCGUGUGGGGGCCGUGUUGUGCGCCCUGGUUUACCCGACCCACACGGAGGACCGGAGUAUGGCCCUUGUUAUUCACAGCGUUGCCGAACUCACUGCUGCCGAGGAGGGCGCGGGGGCCUUGGCGUGGGGCUCGCACAGCACCCAAGGCGAGAGCCCCGCCGCGGGUUCCUCCUUGCCCGCGCAGUGCUCUUUUGGCCAACUCGUCGAGGCAUUGGCGCCGGAGAUGGCGGGGCAGACGAUGUGCAAGUCACUGCUCCUACUUGUGGUGGUGCACACGAUGUACCGAGCCGUGCGGUGCCGCACGCGACGCCCGCUGCACUUGUUGCUCUUGGGCGCCUCCCGCUCCGGCAAGUCCGCCUUGUUGCGUGCCUUUCUGCGGCUGCUUGGGCCGCACGCCACACUGGUGGGGGCCCACGUUGUCCACGGGCAGCAGCGGUCUGUGGCCAUGUCCCAGGCCAUCACGGCGACGUACCCGCACGUGCGGCAGCAGCUGCUCUUGGGCGGCGCCGCGUCCACCUUCGACGCCCUCGUCAUUGAUGAGGUCUCCAGCCGCGGCUGUGCGCAGCUCGUGGAGGGGCUCAUCACGGGGCUCUGCCCCAUCCUCGGCGGCGGCGGCGGCGGCGGCGUGGCGGCGACGGCGAUUCGGAGUCAAGUGAUGCCCACGCAGGCGCAGGUGACGGCCGCCGCGAACGACGACUUGCUGGCGGCCGCGACCCUCGUCCCGCAGUUUGCCGUGGUGGCCCGCACGACGGCCCAACUCUCCCCCCGUCACGCCGUCUCCAUCGGGGAGGGGGUGAUUGCCGCCUCCGCCGCCGGCUCGCAGGCGUCGUCGAGGACCCCGUCCCGCUCCGCCUCGGCCGUGGAGCCAAGCCCGCGCCGCCUCGGCUCCGGCGUCUCUCCUGCCGCUCCACUUUGCGAGGAUUUUCUGCGGGACGUCGUGGCGGGGGCGCCGACGGCGUCCACGCUGGAGCGCAGCAUUCCUGCUGAAGCCUUUGCGAGCUUUUACCUGCGUCGCCUGCGCAAGGACCGGCACGGGGGCGACGCCGCCUUCACGGCGACGAGUGGUGGUGGUGGUGGUGGCGUCAGCGGCGGCGCCCCGCCACUGGCCUCGUUGCUGGCGGUGCUCUGGGAGCUAAACCUGGCGCGGCUGCUCCUCGAGCGGUGCUGCUGCUGCUGCCGCUGCGGCAGCAUGGGGGAGGCCGCGGGGGGCUGGAGUGAGUCGCUCGCGGAGGAGGUGUGGCAGUGCUACAGGCACCACUUGUUGGCGGUGCAGACGGCCACCGCGGCCGCCGCGGGGGAGCGGGCCACACAACAGAUGCCUCCCCGCGGUGCCGAGUUUUCCGCCCCCAGAGGCGGCUCAAGGCGGAGGCUCGGGAAGAAGGCUGUGUGCCUGGCGCUGCUGCGGAUGAUGGCGCGCGAGCAGCGUGAAUGCGGCGCCGACGCGGUGUCUGAGGCGAGCGUCAGGGCCUUUUUUCAGCAGCUUGGCGGAGAGGCGGGAACGGGGCUGUCGUUUUCCGACGUGCUGCAGCACCUGCUGGACGCCGCGUUGAUCAUUCAGAGGCUGAACGCCUACGCCGUUGUCGCCGAGGCGUGA